UUAAUAUCUGGCUGACACCACCACCGCCGCCCCCUGCUGCCACGCCAUACCGUCCCGGCAUCGCAUCGGCUCGUGGGCUGCCGCAUCACCGAGCGGGGAGGGGCCCCGGUUUCCACUAUUGGCUGCAAGACUAUUGUAUUACCGAGAGCUUUACGGUAGGGCCACGGCCAGCGACGGUGUGCGCGAGCGGUUGUCUUCUCAUCUCCCUGGAGCGCAGAAUCUGCUGGGUUUCAACAUGAUUUUAAGGCGGCUUUAGCGAGUGUUUUUCCUUCUUUUUCUCCAGCAUACAACCUCUAAACCCUGUUUAAACCGAAAAAAAGAGAUGCGCCCAGAUAAACGCGGAUACAUUGUCCGGACGCCGCGAGAGGAGGAGAGGAGCAUGUAACCGGGAGAAACGCACCGGCGGCGGCUUCGGCGGCACCACCUGACACUUCUCUCUCGUGCUUGUUUCCUCAUAAUUUGAGGCUUCUCGGUUUGUUGACUGAACUCUUCUCGUUGUUUCGGAUAUUAUCUUCAGUAAAAUGAGCGAAGAAGUGUCAGAGGUCCCCAAAGAGCUCCUGGAGAGUGUGAGGGAUGCAGUGGGGAGGAAGGUGAAACUGUCGCUGAGGAGGCGAGUCAAACUGGAGAUCAAAGGAGACAAGACGGAGAACAGAGUCUUGGCACUUGCGUCUCACCGAGCCUACCUGCUGACUGCACGCAUUCCCACCAAGGUGGAACACUCCUUUAAUUAUCUGGAGAUCCAGGGGAUUGCUUGUAACAAGCCUACACAGCUGUUCAUAGAGUACGAGCGUGGCUCCUUCUCCCUGAAGCUGCUCUCUACAGAGGAGGUCAAUGACGUGGUCGCUCACAUAGGAAACUGUCUGCUGAGGAUAUGUCCCGGUCUACCACCUAGUAAAGUGAUGAAGAAGCUCUGCAUGGAGCCUCCAGACAGGCUCACCUCUCUGCAGACUCUGUGGGAGAACAACAAGCCUGCUGAGCCUGGACCCUGUGGUGGGUUUUCUCAGAUGUACAGAUGUGUUUGUGACUGGUUGGGGCUGCCUUACAAAGAAGAGGUGCAGUGGGAUGUAGACACCAUCUAUUUGACACAAGACACCAGAGAACUCAACCUGCAGGACUUCAGCCAUCUGGAGAACAGGGAUCUGGUGGCUAUAAUAGCUGUCCUGGAGUUUAACCAGUGGUUCACCAAGCUCUCCAGUAAGGACUAUAAACUGUCUGCAGAUGUGUGCGAGCAGAUUCUUCGGGUAGUGUCUCGCUCAAAUCGACUAGAAGAGUUGGUUUUGGACAACGCAGGACUCAAAACGGAUUUUGCCCAGAAGCUAGCUGCUGCCCUGGCCCACAACCCCAGCUCAGGACUCACCACCAUUAAUCUUGCCAACAAUCCACUGGAGGACAGAGGUAUCUCCUCCCUGGGUGCUCAGUUUGCCAAACUUCAUAUGGGGCUCAAGCAUUUAAACUUCUCCAAAACCUCAUUAUCACCCAAAGGGGUGAACAGCCUUUGUCAGUCAUUGAGUGCCAACCCGUCCAUCUCCAGCAGCCUGGUCCAUUUGGACCUCUCAGGGAAUGUCUUCCGAGGAGACGACAUGCAGCAUUUCUACCACUUCCUGGGUCAACGCAACAGCCUGGCAAACCUUGACCUCUCCAACACCGACUGCUCAUUGGACCAGGUUUGCUCAGCUCUGCUGCGAGGCUCGGUCGAAUACCUCUCUGUUCUUAACGUGUCAAAGAGCAUCUUCCCUCACAGGAAAGGCAAAGAGGUGCCUCCGUCGUUUAAGCACUUCUUCAGCAGCGCCAUGUCUCUGAGGUCCAUCAAUGUGUCAGGGACCAAGCUGCCGCCAGAGGCCCUCAAAGCUCUCCUGCUUGGCCUGGCCAGUAAUCUCAAUCUGAAGGAGGUGUCUCUCGACCUCAGCUGCUGUGAGUUGCGAUCAGGAGGUUCUCAGAUCCUUGAAGGUUGCAUUGCAGAGAUCCCAAACAUCUCCAGCCUAGACAUCUCUGACAACGGCCUGGACUCAGACCUGUCCACCCUGCUGGUGUGGUUGUCCAAGAACCGAUCCAUCAGACACCUGUCUCUGGGCAAGAACUUCAACAACAUCAAGUCCAAAAACCUUGCUCCAGUGUUGGACAGCCUGGUCCACAUGAUUCAGGAAGAAGAGUCGCCCCUCACCUCUCUGUCUCUAGCAGACUCCAGACUGAAGAGUGAUCUGACCAUCGUUUUGAACGCUCUCGGCAGCAACUCCUCGCUAACCAGGUUAGACAUCAGCGGGAACGCCAUGGGGGACAUGGGAGCCAAGAUGUUGGCCAAGGCGCUACAGAUCAACUCUAAACUCAGGACUGUGUUUUGGGAUAAGAACAACACCGGCCCUCAGGGUCUUCAGGAUGUAGCAGCCGCUUUGGAGAAGAACUUCACCAUUCGUUUCAUGCCCAUCCCCAUCAUCGAUGCCUCCCAGGCUCUGAAGGCCAGCCCUGAGAAGACAGAAGACGCCUUGCUAAAGAUUGAGAAUUAUCUGUACAGGAACCAUGAAACCAGAAAAUACCUACAGGAACAAGCCUAUCGGCUGCAGCAGGGCAUCGUGACCACAACCACACAACAGAUGAUUGACAGGAUUUGUGUGAAGGUGCAGGACCACCUGAACUCUCUGAGGAACUCUGAGACGGACGCCAUCUUGGAGGACGUCAGGUCAGCAGAGAACCUGAUCAAAGAUGCCAGGAACUCUAAAACGCUGCUCCCUAACCUCUACCACCUAGGAUCAGCUGCCAGAGAGGAGGUGAACAGCUCGUCAGCGGGACCCAUCCAGGAGAAACUGGAGUCUAUGGCUGGGGAGGUGACUACUGUCAUGGACCAACAACUACAGACUCUGUUGGAGUCGAUGGUGGAUGCAGCAGAGUCUCUGUGUCCCCAUGUGAUGAAGAGGAGUAGUCUUCGUCCAGAGCUAAUGAAGGCCAGUUCAGCCAAGAUGGUCGUACCCAAAAGCUUCGUCACCAAAACCCUCCUGGAGCAGUCUGGGGUGGAUAUUAUCAACAAGAUCAGUGAGGUGAAGCUGAGUCUAGCGUCCUUUCUGUCCGAUCGCAUUGUUGAUGAGAUUUUGGAGGCUCUUUCCACUUCGCAACACACUCUGGCAGAUCAUCUGGUGAGGCGAGGUCGCCCCUUGGUGCAGCAGGAGUCGGUGGAUCUGGACGUCCCAGAGGAGAAGAUUCCUAAACGGGCAUCGACCGAGCUCCUGGAGGCUGAGAGGCUGGAGGAUCUGGAGACAUGCAUGGUGACUCCUAAAUCCAAGAGGAAGAGCAUCCACAGCAGAAUGCUUCGGCCGGUGUCUCGUGCCUUUGAGAUGGAGUUUGACCUGGACAAGGCCCUGGAAGACGUCCCUGUCCAUGUGGAGGACCCUUCAUCUCAAACUCCACCUACUCCAUCUCAAGUCCUGCCCAAACUGGAGCACCGAGCACCAGGAGUGAUGGUGGAGCUGCCAUCUGAGGAGGAAAAAAAGCUGCAACACUUCACCAAACUGCGACCCCGCCGGAACAAGAAAACACAUUCCAGUAAAAUACCUCAAAUCAACAGUACUCCAUCUCAGGAUGGGGAGCAGAAUGGCCUCAUGGGAAGGGUGGAUGAGGGUGUGGACGAGUUUUUCUCUACAAAGGUCACCAAGAUGGAUUCCAAACGUUCCAAGAGUUCAGAAUCUCAGGAUGGAGAGAAGAAGAAGAGUAAAGGAGGAUUCCUAAACCUCAUCAAACGUUCUGCCAAAUCCGACAAAGCAGAUAAAUCUGACAAAUCAGAUAAACCCGAGAAAAAUCAGGCAACCCCUCCAGCUUCAGGUCCAUCCUCAGCCUCUGUAGCCUCGACGACGGCUUCCAUCCCCGAGGAGCCCUCCUCACCAAAGGUGGCAGUAAAGAGCCCAGCGCCUGAGCCAAAGUCCAGAGACGCCUCCAGCCGCUCGCAGCCCACAGACUACAGCAGCAGCUCAGACCGCUCAGAGGAGCUGAGGACGCCAGACUCUAUAGACGAGCCCUGGGAGAGUUCAGACGGCCGAGGAAGUCCUCAGGGAGGCAGGCGGUACCCGGGGUUGCAGAUGAUGGGGGGCAGUGGCCUUCUGGCAGAGAUGAAGGCAAAGCAGGAGAGGAGAGCACACAAGUCUUCCAGCCCUGACAAGCCUGACAGCAAUGCAACAGCCAAGCCCACCAUUCCAGAAAGUAGGUCUCCUAGUGGCUCAAUUCAUAAAUCCGACCCUUCAUCUGGUUCUCCAGAGAAGACCCCUCCUCGUGGCGAGACUAAGCCUGACCCAGCCCCUCGUCUAAGGGCUACAUCCUCCUCAAGUUCCCCUGGGGGACCCGUGAGUCCCAAACCACCGGUGCCACAGGGAGCGAAGCCUGCUCUGGCCGCCCGACCCACUAUCCCACUGAAGCCAAGGACCAGCAGUACCAGCAGGAGCAUAGAUGAGAGCUCAGAUUCCCCCAGCAGUGGCAGUGUGUCCCCUAAGGUCACAGUUCUUCCUCCCACGCUGAAGAGGACGGUGUCAGAGAAAGACAAAGAGGGCCAGACCGGUCUGCAGUCAGGAGGCUCUGCCAACAAAACCACUCAGGAUGUGAGGACAGGGUCUGUGUCAGACUCUGUUCAGAGACCCAGCCGUCUCCGCACCAACUCUGAGGACCAUGGCUCCUUUAAGACCAAGGGCCAAGCUCCAAACCCUGACAAGGCUGUGCGCAAGAAGUCCUCAGACUCUGUGGAGGAGGCAGACAAGGACUUUAUUUUAAUAUAAGUAGGAAGAAUUCACAGCAAAUAACUGUUGCUCACACCUUGACUUUAGUUAACAACUAAGGGGGAAUAAAAUCACUAUGUUUUCAUUUAUAUUAGAGGAUGUACCUGUACGUUCUGUCAGACCGCAAAGAGGACCUGCUGUAUCAGGUAAUACAAAGUUUCAAGUUAGUUUGGUUAUCUGUGAUGAAAAAUAUUGAUACUAACACUUGGGGGAAUAAAUCCUCAGUUUUUCAGCCGCAUUUCACCUAGUAAACCAAACUGUGCUAAGUCUCCUAAGAGCUUCCUUCUCUCUCACAAACAGCCUUUUCUCCUUUCAUUCCUACUCUCUGCUGUCAGGUAAAAGUCUCAUGGAAUUGAGGAAAUGGUUCCUGGGGUGAACAAGUGUAUUCUGCCAAUGAAUACAGAAACAUAAAUGGAGUUUGUAAACCACUUAAAAAAAAAAAAAGAGAUGAUUUCAGGAACCAGCCGAUUUUAUGUGCAAAAGACAGAGAGAGACUGUGAAAUUGAGUGUGCUACUAAUCUAAAGUCUUGUUGCUAUUUGUUGCAGUAGCUAGUCUCCCAGGGACCAAACACAUGUAACAGUAAUACCAGGAUCACUGUACUGUACAUACGACCAGACCAGGACCCAAUGGCAUUUUGUUCCUUCAAUAUAUUUGUAUAGAUUUUUCUAUAUGCUAUUUUCAGUAUGUGCAAGUUACCUUUCUUUGGACUUCAGAGGUGACUGAAUCCAUUAUGCAAUUCAUCUUUUUUUUUUCAGGUAAAUACAGGUUCAGCUGAGACUCUCAGUACACCAUGAAUCACAAAUACACAUCUGAUGUAGCUUGGUCACUCAGAGGAAACUGAACUAGUUAAAGACCUUAUCGAACAUCCCAACUGAACUCUUGUUUGUCUUGUGUCGGAGAGUUGGAGUGACCAUAUGAAGUGUUGCUUUGAGAGGACUGUGGUACACUUUAACUUCACUGUUGAAAACCAAUCAAUAAGGCUUCAGCACUGUUAACUAGCACUGUUCUCUGUGGGGAAAAAAAAACAUUUAUUUUAUGAUACCUUUUAAACUGCGCCUUUUUCCACAGUUUGAGGAAAGGCAGUAUGUGUCUGUCAUUAAAGUGCAAUACAGAGUGCCAUCAUAAACAUGUCUUUUGGUCAAACAUAUUGUCUAAACGGUGUGGUGUGCCAGUGUUUGUCACAGUCAUACACACUCUGAAUUGCUCUUAAAGACAGAUGGAUUCCACACUUCCGAUAAGACACUGACAUGCAUUAAUAUUCCCCUGGUGUGCUGAUGGUCCAAUGAAAGCAAAGAACUUACUCAAAAAGAAGGUUUUCAUACAUAAUCGACUUGAAGGCAACAUGGAAGCCACUGACGGUUUCUUCCCAUUUCAGUAGCUUUUUUGAUCAAUUUUUGACGAUAACCUCUUCAGUCUGAUCUUUGUGUGAAAGCGGGACACUGAGGGAACUCCAGCCUUUAAACGCUUCAGACUUGACCUUCAGGGCUUUUAAAUUCAGUUCACUUUCACUUCAUUCUCUUCAAAGAUAAUUAUUUGAAAUACAACCUAUAAAGAGUUGGCAUUUGUUAAAAGAAUAAUUGAUAAUGCAGUGUCUGAGGUGAAUGUGCACUCGACUGGGGGGAGCUGUAUGUUGACCACAUAGACCUCUUGGCUAUUCUGGUUGUAGCAUUUUCAGGAUCUGAAUGCUACAUAAAAACAAUAACAUCAUAGGUCUCAGGCUAAUUCCUCUUAUCCUUGUCAUUUAAGAGCAAGAAAUGCCUUUUUUACACUGCUGCGCAGUCAUCAAACAGGUACCCAAGAUGAACUUAAGUAAAAAAAAAAAAAAAAAGGGCAACUAAGAUUUUUGGGCAACUUGUACCUCUGUCUAAAAUCUGUCCCAUUAGCGCUGGAUUGUUUUCUUUGAUUUAAAAUCAUGCAGUUUUACUAAUUUUGGAUAUCCUAUAGGUUGGGACAGACAUUUAGCCUUUGCAUUAGAUUGUGCUGCACUCAUGUUAUAUUGGAGUUACUGUACAGUAAUUACCAGUUUAACGUUUAUCAACAUUCAAGUUGUAAUUAUGACCGGGAAACUUUGAUUUUUUUUAAG
Perca flavescens (yellow perch) is the source of this 6832-nucleotide messenger RNA. RefSeq names its product F-actin-uncapping protein LRRC16A. Lineage: Eukaryota; Metazoa; Chordata; Actinopteri; Perciformes; Percidae. Gene Ontology annotation, molecular function: protein binding. The transcript has 38 exons. The record is from RefSeq and is a predicted model, not a curated record. Gene Ontology annotation, cellular component: plasma membrane; lamellipodium. Gene Ontology annotation, biological process: regulation of Arp2/3 complex-mediated actin nucleation; cell migration. Bases 522 to 4748 code for a protein of 1408 amino acids.